Messenger RNA from Nicotiana tabacum (common tobacco), 599 nucleotides. NCBI's taxonomy places the organism in Eukaryota, Viridiplantae, Streptophyta, Magnoliopsida, Solanales, Solanaceae. The record is from RefSeq and is a predicted model, not a curated record.
CAAGAAAAAGAAAAAUGGAAAGAAAGACAAUGGUUAGUACUAAGAAGCUCAUCAAAAUGGCAAGGAAAUGGCAAAAGUUCGCGGUCAAGCAGAGGAAGCGGAUUUCAUUUCCAAGAAAUGGCAGUGAUACAGACAGUUGUACAACAUCCUCAUCCUCUAUAGUUGAAAAGGGUCAUUUUGUAGUAUAUACAGCUGACCAAGCACGGUUCGUCAUUCCCUUGGCUUAUCUUGAAAAUGAGGUCAUUAUGCAACUUUUAAACAUGUCCGAAGAAGAGUUUGGACUACCAAGUGGUGGUCCUAUUACAUUACCCUGUGAUUCGGCGUUCAUGGACUACAUCAUGUCACUGAUCAAGAAAGGUGUAACUGCUGGAGAUCUUCUCAAAGCAUUGCUCCUCUCAAUUCCUUCAUGUUGCUGUUCAACUUCUUCUUUUCACCAAGAAAGUGGAAAUCAACAUAUUCUUGUUUAUUGAAACAUGAAACAGUCAUAUUUUGUAAAUGAUAGCUCAAAACAGAUUGUAUAGCAGAUGAAAAAUAGGCAACUAAAAGCUUGUAUCAUUGCAGACUGGAAUAGAGCUUUAUCUUGAAAUUAACCUGAUCUA